GUUGAUAGCUUAGAAUUUUGACACGUGUCAUUUGAAAGGUUUUAUUUUACUCCCACAUCAGUUUACACGUGUCUUCUUAUUAACCCAUCUUCCAUUUAAGCCUUUCCCAAAGAAGGAGAUUGCCGAUUCUGCCUCCCCAGUCAAUCGCAUGGUCUUCGCGAUUUCUCCGAUCUAUUCAAGGCUACACGAAGUGCAAUGGUAAUUUCUCACAUCAGAAGGAAACUCUCACAAAAGGAAAUUAGCUCUGCAUUCUUUCAAAGGGAACGCUGGAUUCGGCCGAUUCUUCCCUCAAUUAGGUAUUCUCGGUCAUCGGUUUUUUUCCUAAAUUGAUGCUUAAUUCUUCUUCUUCCUCAAUUCUAUCGUGCAUACCAUCUUCAAUUGAUCAAUUCUACCUUAAUUUUCACAUAUUAUAUAAAAAAUUGUUUUAAAAAUUAUGCAUAGUGUAAAAAAUGAUUUUAAUAUGUUAAUGUUUACAUUAAUGUAGAUUUGUUAACUUUGAAGUUUUACUCUUAAACUUAAAUUCAAUGUAAAAGUUGAACAUGUGUUAUGCCUUCAAAGUGUUUGAGAAAAUGUCAAAAUGAGUGCUUGCAUUUUAUUUUUUUUGGUUUUUUAGGAACCUAACUUUAGGUUCAUAUAGUACUUGAAAAGACACUCAUAUCAAUUUGGUAUUUUUAGCAUUAUACUUUUAGGAACAUUUUAGGAUAUGUUACCCCUAAUUAAGAUGAAUGAUUAGGUGAUAGGCAUCAUGUGAUGAAUUCCUUCGCAAAUUUUGACAGUAGUUGUCUUCAUAUCACCCUGCCUUUUGAACCUCUUAUGUAACAUAAAAUCUCAGUGUAUAGUGGAGACAGUGAAAGGGUAGUGGAUUGAAUAUAAGAACUUUUCAUAAUAACUAAUUGUGAUGCAUUCUUUGUUUGAUACAAUGAAGGAGGAAUGCUUCUGAUUAUUGCUAGAGCACUUUAAAGUUUAAACAAUAAUACAUCUAUCAAUACAGUCCAUGCCAAAAUGAAGUUUAUAAGAUAAGCUCGUGUUGAAAUCUACACUCCCAUUUUCUCUUUCAAUGGUUGGAAGCCAAAUAUAACUAUUGCAGAUGCAAUUAAUCUCUAAAGGGCAUACCUUCAGACCAAAUUACUUCGGAAAGGGAGUAUACCUUGAUGUUCAGUGUUGAAUCACAUUGAGUUCACCAGAGGUUGAAAAUAUGCCUUCAAGGUUUUUGUAUAUUUUUGAAGGAACGUUGUUAAUUUGGUAUACUCACAUAUCGUUAUGGUUGCACCCUUUUGAUCUAAAAUUUAGCGGGUUUAAUUCACCUGAUUUCUUUGUAGUUCAUGCCAAAGAAAAGAAAAUGUUGAAAACAAUUACUAACGGUUUAUGUCCCGCAAAUAAAAUUUUGAAAUACUCAUUUCUUCUUUGGCAAGUAUCUAUCCACGGGGAGUACUAUCUAUGCCACAGUCCGUAGAAGCUUGGUUGGAACUUUUCAGAGUUGAAGUAAGGAAGGAUCUGUUGUAUGCCACUGUUGACUCGGUGAACAGUGGUGGGGAUUGGUUCUAUUUGGCUUGCAAGUGUAAUAGAGCUGUGAGAGCUGAUGGCACAAUGCUAAAACUGUCUUUUUGUAGAUAUUUAAUCAAGCUAGCCGUUAAAGAUGAUUCCGGAUCAACUACGUUCGUGUUGUUUGACCAAGAAGCGUGCUCCAUUCUAAAUACGUCAUGCUCCCUCUUGCUGGAAAAGACUGAUGCAGAUGGAAGUACUGAAAGUCCUAAAGAGUUUGGUGAUUUUUUGAUGGUUAAAAGUUUCAUGUUUAAAGUGGAGGUGGAAUCUAUGUUCAGAGGACGUCUCGAGCAAUCGUUUAGGGUCUCAAAGGACGGUGAAUAUGCAGUGUACAGAACAAUCAAGAGUGUUGAUUCUGAUUGGUUUAUAGCAACGUGUAGAUGUGGGUCUGAGGUGGUCCCACGAAGUGGCUCCUACCAUUGCACUGACUACAGUGCUACUUUUGUACUAUUUGAGAAUGUAGGAUAUUUGAUUCUCCAUAAGUCAUGUGCUGAAAUGAUGAACUAUUGUGAGAAUUUGAUAGAAGAUUUUGGAGAGUCUAAGGAUAAUGCGUUGGAACAGAGUGUAGAUGUUAUCACUAAUUCUAAUAUCAACAAAAGAAUGAAAGAGCUGGAGCAUUGUGAUGUGGGUGGGGAUGAGUCAGGCAAGAAGACAAUGAUGACGGAGAUCCUGUACUUGACAUGUCUUUCGUUGACAUGUUGGAUGGGUGCGAGGAAAAUAACAACACAACGAGGCAUUGUUUUGAGAUGGACAUGUCCGGAGAGCUAUGUGUUGAAGAACACAGAAGUGAUGGUUAGUUGUCCCGAAGAACCUGUCUUACGAACAGCGAUGGUGAACAUGUCGCCCGUGGGUAACUUGUCCACACAUGAAGAGAAUGAAAGUGAUGGCAUUGUUGGAAGAAGUGCUGAUCUCCCCGAACCUGUAAGCUUUGUCCCCGAUGUUGGGAUGAAGCUCUCAAAUUAUGAUGCCAUAUAUGAUUUCUACCAUACUUAUGCAAAGGCAAUGGGGUUUCCCAUUAAAAAGAGAAGUUUGGGGAGAGGAUGUCAUGGAACAAUACGUUCUAUCACAAUCUCAUGUGGUAGAGAAGGGAAUAGGGUGAGCCGAUCUAAGAAUUGUCUAAAGGCACAAGCCCGAUCAAAUUGUGGUUGCACAGCUCGAGUAAUGGCAACUUGUGAUGAUGAAGGUGUGUUUACUAUUACAGUGGCGAAUUUGGAACAUAAUCAUGAUAUUAGCCCAUCAAAGUCACGGAUGUAGCGUUGUAACAGGAAGUUGCCCGACCACAUAAAACGAAGGCUCGAGGUAAAUGAUAUAGCAGGAAUCCCCCUUCACAAGAGUUUAACUCAGCCGUGGUUGAAGCUGGAGGGUACGAUAUAUUGUCCUUUAUCGAAAAGGAUUGUAGGAACUUUGUUGAGCAAGUGCGAAGGGUGAAGCUAUGUGCAGGGGAUGCCAU
Messenger RNA from Cuscuta campestris, 2992 nucleotides. Lineage: Eukaryota; Viridiplantae; Streptophyta; Magnoliopsida; Solanales; Convolvulaceae. The record is from the annotation of a GenBank genome assembly.